Molecule: messenger RNA, 1827 nt
Organism: Ilyonectria robusta
Lineage: Eukaryota; Fungi; Ascomycota; Sordariomycetes; Hypocreales; Nectriaceae
Product: kinase-like domain-containing protein
Exons: 2
Biological process (GO): peptidyl-serine phosphorylation; peptidyl-threonine phosphorylation
Molecular function (GO): protein serine/threonine kinase activity; ATP binding
Source: RefSeq, a predicted model, not a curated record
AUGGCCGUGGCAGACACCCACAUUGGGUUGGCAGACUAUGAUACAGCUGAGACUCUUCUGAAUCAGGUCUUGUCAGUAACCGAUCUCGGCCCAUACAUCCAGAUCGUGACAACCCUUCGUUUGAACAAGAUUGGGAGGAGGACAAACCGAUUCACGACUCGAUUCGGGGACAGUCUGAGAAAUGUCAUCCCAUUGACCAUUGAAGCAGAUACGGAAGUCCAAAUAGAAUUUCUGGCUGAGCUGACAGCUACCCUUGCGCAUCUCAAAUACGGGGAAAAGAAUAGUCAAUAUUGUUCAAAGCUGAACGAUGUUGUGCGGCAGACGAUAGACCUCUACCAAAAGCAUUCUAUUCUCCAGGACGACUGGCGCUUGAAGAAGAUCACAAUAGCGUCAAAGGAAAUAGCUCCGGCAAUCUCAGUACUCCCGUCAGGGGAAACUAGUGGACAAGACGCUGUCGAAACUCCCGAGAUCAGAGAACCAAUCUACCAGAGAAUUCUUGAGCACUUUGUCCAGAGUACAUUCGACAACCGGCCUGAGCACUUUUUGCCAGAGGGCUCAAUCGACCGCAUUCUUGACCGCACAUCUGUCGUUGACGCCAUAGGCACAGCAAACAUGAUUGAGAGCGACCAAUUGGUCAAUUUCAUAGUCAACAAGGCCCGAAAACUGUUCCUGAUUGCGAUCUAUAGUGGUCUCGAAGGGGAGACUCUAUCCCGUGCGAUGAGAUCGUUUGAAGUCAACAACCUACAAGAUACCGACCUCCCAAUCACGGACCUAGAUCAUGAGCAUUUCAUGCCAUCCAAAGAUAAAUUGGAAGGCUGGUAUGAGUUGUGGACUCCAGUGACCUUUUACAAUCUUUGCCAAGCCCAAUGGAGGUUUUUAGCCCCUGUGUUUUCGACCGAUCGGUUCUUCUAUGAUUUCGGCCCUCGUUCCAUCAUCCCAGUUGUCGAAAAAAGCGAUCAGUAUAAGGAGGGUGCUUUCAGCCGAGUUUUCAAGGUCAAGGUUCACGAAGCGCACUUCAAGGAUCAGAAGCAAUCGACAGUUCCAUACCCUGAGCUUUUUGCCCUCAAGCAGAUUCGUCACGUUGACAAUUGGGCUGGGGAAUUGGGCGCUAUGCAUUGGGUACAUUCUCUCCAGCAGUCGCACAUCGUCCAGGCCAUGGCUGCAUUCAAAAAGGGCGCUCGUGGUGCCGAAGAUCAUUACCUGAUGCUUGAAUGGGCCGAUGGUGGGAAUCUUCGAGAGCUGUGGAUGGCUCACCCGAACCCGAUUCCCAGCCCUGAGUUGAUCAAACUAGUCAUCCAGCAACUCCUUGGUCUUACCAGUGCUCUUUGUGUGGCACACGCAGAUGGAGUUCGACAUGGAGAUAUCAAACCGGAAAAUAUCUUGAGAUUCAUGGGUAAGAGUGAUAAUCUCAUCGGAACGCUAAAGCUGGGUGAUUGGGGACUUGCAAGGCGUCACACCACCGUGACCGAACUGCGAGCCGAGCCGACAACUACCAGGCAAGGCACUCUACGCUAUGAGCCACCGGAAAUCAAUACUUCUCGGUCUCGCCUGUAUGACAUGUGGGCCAUUGGCUGCAUCAUUCUAGAGUUCACGGUUUGGCUUCUUCAUGGUAGGGAGGGGUUAAUCAACUUCAGCCACGACACGAUUGGGAACUCUACACAUGGUGGCCCAUUUUACGAGCUGGGAAUCGAAAACGGAGUAACAGUUCCUAGAAUUAAGGAGGCAGUGGUGAGGUGGAUGGAUAUCAUGGCUAAGCAGGCAGGAGGCGAAGUUAAAACCGCUCUUGGUGACCUUCUAGCGAUUGUUCGGAACAAACUCCUAGUGGUC